Molecule: messenger RNA, 3165 nt
Organism: Acanthochromis polyacanthus (spiny chromis)
Lineage: Eukaryota; Metazoa; Chordata; Actinopteri; Pomacentridae
Exons: 4
Coding region: 27-2783 (918 amino acids)
Source: RefSeq, a predicted model, not a curated record
AAAUGUAAAUUUAAGCAUUCAGUUUGAUGACAGAAUUGUCCCAUGUCUCAGCUAUGAGAGUUUUCAUGCUGUCUGCAGACUGUCGUACCAAAUGUGUAGGAAGAUUUUUAUCUUUUGUUUUCACAUCAUCGCUGUAUUUUCUUUCGUCUGUACAGCUGAAGCUGAGGAGGAGGACUAAAGGAGAAGUGUGGGAAGUGGUCCAAGGCUCAGAUGAGAUGCUGUCGGUCCUUACCUCUCUGAAACAGGAUUGCGCCACCAUUAAAACUCCACAGACGGACCUUAAAGAAGUCCAUCCUCCUCUCUCCGUCCAGAAACUGCAGACCCAGAACCUUCAAUCUGCCACCACUUCCCCCAAACAACUAAGUCACUCCAACACUGCUUCUGACUCCCAGUUAUUCUCCAGUGGCUAUUUCACCCCAAACCAAAGCAGUGAGCUGGAGUCGGUGUCACUCUGUCAGCCUCAGGACUCUGUGGAGGAGUCUGAUGAGCAGAUAGAGAGGCUGCUGGAGGAUAUCAUGAUGGGCCUGAACAUCCUGCCCAGCUUGGAGAGGGACUGCAAGACGCCACGGCCGAACCGUGACGAAGCACCGAGCAUUUGUCAGGUCUCAGUUACAGAAGAUGAACCGGUCCAGAGCCAGAUGCAUGACAUGGUCAGUGCAGCAGGAUGUAUGCCCUCCCGGGAUGUGGGAACACAAAGUAUGCAUUUACCAACGGAUGCAGCUCAUGGCCAGCCCAGCUACGCAGGCCUUUCAGCUGUACAGCCUGAUGUUGAAAUCCAACAGCAGUGCUUUCCUCUGUAUGACUCCACUGUCAGAUCCCUGGGGCAAAGCGAUGAGAUGAGCUGUCAGGAUGUGCCACCAUUCAAUAGUCAGAGUUCUCUGGAUCCCCAAGCAUUUCGGCAGCCAUCUUCACAGGAACAUCAGCCACUUCUUGAGUUUUUGCCUUUGUUGAAUGGAGAUGAGACACAGUCUGAGCAUACUUUUUCCUUGCUUUGCCUGGAUGAUUUGCGACUUCCUCCGUGUCUCUCUCCCUUAGAGCCAUGUACCUCUGCAACAGAACACCAGCCUCUCAUUGACAACUCCAUAAACCCUGUCAAUGAUGUCCAGCAGCAGCCAUUGCUGCCAAGGCCCCCCUGGCUCACAGAAAACAAUGAAUCACUGCAGUUUCCUCUCAGUCCCAUAACAUACAGAGGAAAUAAAAGUGCAUCUGUACCACAGAAUACAAACCAUAGCUGUUGGUCACAGCAAUGGCAGGAGGAGCAGCUGGAUCAAAAUGGAGGAACGUGUGCAGCGUCUUGUUCUGUGAAUGCAAUAACAGCAGCAGAACUGAAGUCUGACCCUGUGAAGGUGAAGGAAAGUUUAAAAUGUAAACAAGUCGACACUACAGGGGAUACUGUGGCACCUAAAAGGAGGAAGAGAAAGGCAAUGAAUCAUCCACAAGAUGCCUCCAGUGCUCUUUUGGCAUGCAAGGAUUUAAAACUCAGUGAUGGAAAUAACAACUUUUUGUCACUCAGUUUGUCAGGUAAUGACAAUAAAGAUAUGCUGCUGAAGGAAACUUCUGCCAGCUCUUCAAGCAUGCCAAGCAGACUUUACGGGAAACCAAAGGACAUGUUUACCUCAGAAGAAAAUGUGAGAGAGAAAACCAGAGGGCCAGGGGAUCUUGGUACAGGACGGGCUCGGAUCAGGACCAGAGGAUUUGUGAAAAAAGCUCAGCAAUCAUCAAAUGACACAGUCCCAGGAAAUUCUUCUGUUUUAAUACCCGUAGUCUGCAGAGCUAAAAUUGUGAAUGAGCAAGGAUCUCGGAAGAAGAAACGUGGAAGACCUCCAAAAGUGAAGCUUGAAGAGAACCCUUUCGCUGUCGUUCCUGCCAUCAUUGACAACAAGAGCCAUGAGGUGGCCAGUGAGCAGCAGCUGGACGUGGUCUUGACAAAGGAGAAGGAGGAUGAAAAAACAAAGAGAAGGCGCAAAAAACGGAGAAGAAAUAUGAGUGGAGUGGAGGGCAUUUCACUGAAGAACACCCUGAGUGCUGAGUGUAACGGCAAAGCAGACAAUAGCAACAACAAUAGUAAUGACAUUAAGAGUCCAGGAAAACCCAAACGGCCACGGAUGGUUACUCUGAAGGACAUUGGAAAGCUUAUCAAGCGGCGACACACAAUACCCAGGAAGUCAAAAGAAAGCCAGCAAGCAAAUGGACCUGUAGCAGAUGUAGGAAGUGAAAUGAAGGCUAGCAGAGAUGGCAGCAGAUUGGACGAAUCGACUGAUGAGGCAGAAAUAGUGAUAGACAUCGAAGAAGAUGCCAUCAAUUUCAGCGGCAUAGUGGAUGAAAAUCUCAAUCAGAUUUUCAACAAAUCAGCAGCUCAGCUUAGCAAAUCACACCAAGAUGACAGCUCUGCAAGUGAGGACACUGGUUUGUUUGGUAAUAAAGACCAUCCAGAAGAAGACAGAGAGAUGCCACUGAAGAAUCCUGAUGAAGGAUUGUUCUGUGGCUCCAGAGGAUCUGAUGUUAUCCAGUCUGUGAUCAGCAGCGAAGGCUCAUCUCACAGCGACACCAACCUGCCUGAAGAAUGUGACAACACGACUUCGGACCAGAGCUUGCACCUCCAGACGCCAGAGAAAACUGGUCCACCUGUGUCAGAACCUGAUGAAGAAGUCGAGGUGGAUGUUCUGCUUUACUCUCCAGACGAAGCACCGCAGUCCAGACUGUGUGAGCACGGAGUCAACAAUGUGGACACGACUGCAGACGAAGAAGAGGAAAUCGAUGUUACAGGAGAUGAGGCCGAAUAAACUUUGUACACGUGCACCGUUUUUUUGUUAGCAGUUCAGCACUGUCAUACCAAAUCUGAAGUUCUCUGUUCUGUUCUGUUUUUUUUUAAAACGUUAAGUCAAGUUAUUAUUAAUAUUUGUAUUUAUGCAGCACAUUGGAAGGUGUUCUGCCAAAUUGCAGAAAAUGAUUGUUAUCCCAACAAGUUCAACUGUUGAGAUUAAACUCUACAGUGGUACUUACAGUGUAAACUAGCAAGCUUCUUAGGGAUUAAAACAUUGCAAAAAUGACAUACAAUACAAUUUUCUUGAUUAGAAGUAAUAUUAAGACCCUCCAGUGUUAUUCAUAAAGCAGAUUAACCAAAUCGAACUUUUGACCUUAAAAGAAAUACACAUUGAAACCUGA